AUGUAAAAUCCCAGGAGUUCUUCUACCUAUUCAGUUAACAUCCCUAAGAUGAUUCCACUUUCAUAAGUAACACUCUAUUACUCCCUCUCUCGGUUCAAAUUCCAAUCUCCAGUACGCACUUACCUGUAGUUUUAAUUUACAUACUUUUAGCAAAACCAACGAAAUCAAAUAAAGACAACAGCUUCAUAAAACUCUAACAAAUAAAUUGUUAACUCAAGUAAACAAAGGUAAUCAUUCACAUUCUAAAACACUAACAAAAUUAACACGUCGUACUUCAUCUUAUGUAAAUGACAAGUAUUAACAAUUAUGGGAAUCUCUUAAAUGUAAGACUAUUCACGAACCAUAUGAUGCGAAUGUAUUACAAGAAUUUUUUUAUGAUUUGGUCAAAGAAGAAAACUUUAUUAAUACAGAUCGUUAUGAAUUUCCUAUUCAAAAUAAAACUGAUUUCACUCAUUUUAAAUCGUAUUUCAUUACUGUUUUAUUUCAUGAGAGAGACUUGAAUAAAUACUUAUUUAAAUUAGAAUCAAUAAGGAUGUCUCAUCUUAGAUAAUUAUCACUGAAUUAAGAAUUGAAAGGCUUUUUUGGAUUAAACCAAAUCUUAAAAUCUCUUUUUGAACAUAUCAAAAUAGACAUCACUUUAUAAAAUUAUGUUAAUGAUUAUGAAACUGUUAAAGAUAUAUGGUUGGAAGUCUCAACUAAUAUCUUAUAACCAUAGGAUGAUAAUUAAAAAUUACAUAAAGAGAUUAGAUCAUAUGCUGAAUCAAACAAACUUAAUUAUGUUCAUUUUUUUAAUUUUAAGUUUCUAUUAUACAAAGUUCUACUGAAGCAUAAGAUUUCUAUGAGAGGGAUUAAGAAAGUCUUGAAAUUAUUGGAUAAUUGGAAAAGUACAAUCAUGAGAUGUGAACGAAUUAUGGAACUGAUUCUUUGCAAUUGUACUAAAAUUGCUAAAAGCUAUAGAUUAGUAUCUAAUGUACUGUAUGGUUACUGACCAAAAGCAUGAAACAUUUCAAAGAAGAGCCAUAGAAAUUGUACUGGAAUAUUUAUUCAACAAUGAUCAUCGUUCUAUUAAAAAAUGUGAUUUGAAAUAAUAUCACUGUGUUCAUUAAUCAAUGCAAAAAGUUAUAUCCAGAUUAAAUACAUCUUAAAUAUUGAUUUAAGAUUUUAACUAAGAUCUUGAUUCGAUAUUUUUAUAGAAAUUUUAAAUUAAAAAGCAAUCUAUCACAGAAUUAGGUAUUUAAUUACAAUAGAUUCCAUUUUUUAUGUAAAUUUAUGAUGUAAAUUGUGUUAAUGAUUAUUUAGGAUUUUGAAAUUAAUGUAAAUCGUUUAUUAGAAACCGAACUUGAUUUUAUGUUGUGUAAUCGAACUUAUUUUAGAUAAAAAGAAAUUGAAUUGAUUCACAAAAACAUGAACAUUUCUCAUGAAGUCUUUGAUUUAUACAUUAUGGUAGAAUAUUCAAAUAAUAUUUAAAGAGAUUACAAGAUACCCUUAUUGGAGUACCAACUAAAGCAAUAAUAAACAGAAUAAAUUAAUAUCGAAUGUGGGUAGUUAAUGAAAAAAUAAAAACGAAUGAAAUUUAUUGA
Messenger RNA from Paramecium sonneborni, 1580 nucleotides. The record is from the annotation of a GenBank genome assembly. NCBI's taxonomy places the organism in Eukaryota, Ciliophora, Oligohymenophorea, Peniculida, Parameciidae.